AUGAAGUUCACGGCCGCACUGACGAGCUUCAUGCUCGCUGCCGGCGCCAGCGCUUCGGCAUGGCAGCGCUCUCACCAAUUGGUGCCACCCAUCAUUGAGGGCACCGUCAUCGACCUCAACAGCCUCGAGCGCCGCGCCGAAGGCAACCCCACGACGGGUGCGGGCAUCUUCCAGCAGCUGACCGACCACAACGACACCUCGCUCGGCACCUUCGGCAUGCGCUUCUGGUGGAACGCCACAUUCUACGCCGGGCCCGGCUCGCCCAUCAUCUUCUUCACGCCCGGCGAGAUCGCCGCCGACAACUACGGCCACUACCUGACCACCAACACCAUCCCCGGCCGGCUCGCGCAGGCCGUCGGCGGCGCCGUCGUCAUGAUGGAGCACCGCUACUGGGGCAAGAGCUCGCCCGUCACCGAGCUGACCACCAAGAACAUGCAGUGGCUGACCCUCGAGAACUCGAUCAAGGACACGACCUACUUUGCCCGCAACGUCAAGCUGCCCUUCGACCCCACGGGCUCGAGCAGCGCCGACAAGGCCCCCUGGGUCUUCUCCGGCGGCAGCUACUCGGGCGCCCUCUCCGGCUGGGUCGAGUCGGUCGACCCGGGCACCUUCUGGGCCUACCACGCCAGCAGCGCCGUCGUCGAGGCCGUCGGCGACUUUUGGCAGUACUUUGACCCCGUGCGCCAGGGCAUGCCCAAGAACUGCAGCGUCGACGUCAACAAGGUCAUUGAGCACGUCGACAAGAUCCUCAAGUCUGGCGACGAGACCGCCAUCCACGCCAUCAAGAAGAAGUUUGGCCUGGAGGCCAUUGUGCACAAUGAUGACUUUGCUGGUGUCCUCGAGAACGGCCCCUGGAACUGGCAGAGCCACGACUUCAGCUCCGGCGGCGUCCCCGCCUUCUUCCAGUUCUGCAACUACGUCGAGAACACUGGCCCGGCAUUCAACUCCACCUCCAUCCCCGGCCCCGAGGGCGUCGGCCUCUGCAAGGCGCUCAACGGCUACGCCAAGUGGAUCAAGGAGAAGUACCUCCCGGGGGCCUGCGCCGCCUACGGCUACUGGGACGACCGCAACAGCCUCGCCUGCUUCGACACGUACAACGCCAGCUCGCCGCUCUUCACCGACCUCAGCCUCGGCAACACCAUCAACCGGCAGUGGAACUGGAUGCUGUGCAACGAGCCAUUCAAGUUCUGGCAGAACGGCGCGCCCGAGGGCUACCCGACGCUCGUGUCGCGCCUCAUCAACAACGCCUACUGGGAGCGCCAGUGCGCCCUCUUCUUCCCCGAGCAGGACGGCUUCACCUACGGCAUCGGCCGCGGGCUCGACGUCGGCGACGUCAACAGGUACACGGGCGGCUGGUUCAAGACGGACACGAAGCGCCUCAUCUGGGUCAACGGCGAGUGGGACCCCUGGAAGGACGCCACCGUCUCGUCCGACUUCCGGCCCGGAGGCCCCUUCGAGGGCACCCCCGAGGCCCCCGUCCUGAUGAUCCCAGGCGGCAUCCACUGCAGCGACCUGCGCUGGCCCAACGGCGAGGUCAACGCCGGCGUGCGCAAGGUCCAGAACGAGGUCAUCCGUCAGGUCCAGACCUGGGUGGAGGAGUACUACCACAAGAAGGAGUAG
This is a messenger RNA of Thyridium curvatum, 1620 nucleotides long. RefSeq lists its product as uncharacterized. The transcript has 3 exons. Gene Ontology annotation, molecular function: dipeptidyl-peptidase activity; serine-type exopeptidase activity. The coding region runs from base 1 to 1620 and encodes 539 amino acids. The record is from RefSeq and is a predicted model, not a curated record. Gene Ontology annotation, biological process: proteolysis. Lineage: Eukaryota; Fungi; Ascomycota; Sordariomycetes; Thyridiales; Thyridiaceae.